CCCGGUGGUCGCGUGCCCUCGCUAGCUGAAGGGCUGGGUCCCGGAACGGUCCGUGAGUUCGGCGGCUCGCACCGAAGAUGUCCGCGGAGGAGCAGGAGUUCCCCGACGCGGUCCUGGUGACCGAGGCCGGGCCGCAGUGGCUCCAGGUGGAGGUCGAGCGUCUCACGCGGGAGCUCCGCGACACGACCCGCGAGAAGAUCCAGGCGGCGGAGUACGGGCUCGCGGUGCUCGAGGAGAAGCAGCACCUCAAGCAGCGGUUCGAUGAGCUGGAGACGGAGCACGAGACGGUCCGACAGGAGCUGGAUCAGCUGAAGGAGGCGUUUGGACAGGCGUAUUCAGCCCACAGGAAGGUGGCAGCCGACGGGGAGAGCAGGGAAGAGUGCCUGAUCCUGGAGUCGGCCAGUAAGGAGGCUCUCUUCCAGCAGAAGGUCCUGGAGCUGCAGAAUGAGCUCCGACAGGCCAAGGCCUCCCUGACGGGCGUCCAGGCCGAGAACGACCGGCUGACCUCCAUCGCCCUGGAGAUGAGAGAGACGUGCGAGCUGGCGGAGCUGCAGCGGGGGCAGCUGCGUGACGACAUGAGGGAGUACAAGGUGCGAGAAGCUCGUCUGCUGCAGGACUACAGCGAGCUGGAGGACGAGAACAUCUCUCUUCAGAAACAAGUGUCCGUGCUGCGACAGAACCAGGUGGAAUUUGAAGGUCUGAAGCAUGAGAUCCGCCGCCUGGAGGAGGACUCUCAGUGCCUGCACAGCCAGCAGGAGGAAGCCUUUCGUCUGAGAGAAAUCGCAGAGCGACAGCUGACGGAGGCCCUAGAAACCAUCAAAACGGAGCGUGAGCAGAAAGCCGCUCUGCGCAAGGAGCUCUCCCACUACAUGACCAUCGGCGGCUCGGUGUACAGCGGCUCUUACAGCAUCUCCAUCGACAACCUGAAACUCCACGACGAUUCCUCCGCCAUCACCGAGGCCGACAACGACGAUCUCAUCAGAGGCUUCGAAAACGGCUUGGCCAAGAUGGGUGAAGGUGACGGAGACAACAGAACCGCUGUGAACAAGAGAGGAGAUGCUUUCAAGCCGGCUCCGAGUCUGGUGGACGACCUGCUGAGUGAGCUCAACAUCUCUGAGAUCCAGAAGCUCAAACAGCAGCUCUCGCAGGUGGAGCGGGAGAAAUCCGCCCUGAUCAACUCCCUCCAGGAGAACCAGAAGCACCUGGACCAGGCCUAUGGGACCGUGUCCGAGCAGAAGGAAACGGUCAACCGGCUGACUGAGAACCUCACGGCCAUGCGCAAGCUUCAGGCCAGCAAGGAGCGCCAGUCGGCCCUCGACAGUGAAAAAGACCGGGACAGCCAUGACGACGGAGACUACUACGAGCUGGACAUCAAUGGGCCCGAGAUCCUCCAGUGUAAAUACACCGUGGCGGUGUCUGAAGCCGGCGAGUUGAGGCAGGAGUUGAAGACCCUGAGGUCCCAGUACGAGGAGUGUCGAACCCAGUACGAGGGGGAGCGAGCGCGGCUGGAUAGCGACAUCCAGGAGCUGCGGUCCAAGUUGUCUUCGCUGGAGAAGGUCAGCCAGGCAGACAAAGCACAGGUGGCUCGCCUGGAGAAGGAGCUCCGCCUGGUCAGCGAGUCAGCGGGAGAAUCACUCGGCAGCCUCAAUGUGGCGCAGGAUGAGCUCAUAGCUUUCAGCGAGGAGCUGGCCAACCUCUACAACCACGUGUGCAUGUGCAACAAUGAGACCCCCAACCGCGUCAUGCUCGACUACUACAAGGAAGGAAAGGCCACAGCGAGAAAGGGACACGAAGGGAAGGAGCACCAGUCUUCCAUACUCCUCACUAAUGGGCUGAUCACGGAGGCUGAAUCUGGAGGGUCCUUGCUUGUGCCGGUCCAAGAGCAACGGCCAGAACCCAUGAACGUCUAUAACCUCGUAGCCAUCAUCAGGGACCAGAUCCGCCACCUGCAGCAGGCGGUGGACCGCACCACAGAGCUGUCGCGUCAGAGACUUGCCAAUCUGGAAAUGAGCACGGUGUUGGACAAGGACAAAGAGGCCUGCAUCGGAGAGAUCCUCAAAUUGAAGUCCCUGCUGAGCACCAAAAGGGAACAGAUCGCCACUCUGCGAGCUGUGCUGAAGGCCAACAAACAGACGGCUGAGGUCGCUCUGAGCAACCUGAAGAGUAAGUAUGACAGCGAGAAGGGGAUGGUGACUGAGACAAUAAUGAAGCUCCGCAAUGAACUCAAAGCUCUGAAAGAGGACGCUGCAACAUUCUCUUCUCUUCGAGCCAUGUUUGCCACAAGGUGCGAUGAGUACGUGACCCAGUUGGACGACAUGCAGAGGCAGCUGGUGGCCGCCGAGGACGAGAAGAAGACCUUGAAUUCUCUGUUGCGUAUGGCCAUCCAGCAGAAACUGGCCUUAACGCAGCGCCUGGAGGACUUGGAGUUUGAGCACGAGCAGGAGCGCCGUAACAGUGCCACGGGCAAGACGAAGGCCAAGGGGGCCGCUUCCAGCCAUCAUUAAAUCAAUGCCAAGUGUCCUUAAGGAGGUUCGUCAGGGUGUCUGACCGUGUCCAUUCAUCUGGUUCCUUGACUCUUUAGUCCUGGUCACAUUCAUGUUGUCGAUAACACAAGAACACAUUUGACUGUUGACAAGUUCCACGUUGAACCAGAGAGAGAAAGAUUCAUCGCAUCAGUUGCCAACUGCAGUCCUCCACAAACCCACCAACAAUAUGCACCACUACUAUUUUUAACCUCCGCCAGAAUCAAGUUGUGUGUUUUACUAAUUGCAGAUUGCUUGUGUGUCCUGACUGAGCACUUUUUGUUUCUCACUCGCUUUUAGGCGAUUCCUUUGUUUUUAAAAAAACAUACUAAUUGUUUCAAGCAUUUUAUCAUGUUUUUUACCAGAUGUGCAUGUUUAUCUACCUGUUUCUUGGUGAUAUCAUUUUCAAUAGAUUCAACUUAUUUUUAUCCAUAUUUAUUUUAUAGCAACAAAUCCAGAGUAUGCAGUUAUUCUCUUAAGAAAUUUCACUCACUGGUUGAACUCUGGAGGGGAAAAAGAGAUUAAUACACUUUUCCCAAUGGCCUUAAAUGUAUGGAAGCCUUUCUAUCAGCCCAUAACGACUCUUGUCAAUAUUAUUGAUUAACAAAUCUCUCUCUAAAAAAUAUUUUAUUUCCAUUUCGUGACCCUUCGAAUACAGAGUUCAGUUUGUGCAUCUUACGACACGUUGUGUAAUUGUGUUGCUCGUAUACAUGGAAGAGCUGUUACAAAUCCAAGUAUGAUUGUCAUGACUUGGGAAGAGUAUAAAUGCAAAUGCUUAUUUAAAGAUUUUUAAGUUAAUGUCAGAUAAUAGUAUUCAUAAAUGUUAUUUACAAAGCAGUGUUUUUAAUGUCAUUGGUUUAAUACAAUAUUUUGUAAACCUUUUUGUGUCCUUAAAUCUGCAAACAAGCCUGCAGUACCAUUUUGUGUUACAAGUGCAAUUUGCAAACAUGCCAAGUAGAGGACAACUAAUUGUUUAUGCUAUGUAAAGAAUAUUGUACAUUUUGUUCACAUCGUUGCUCACAUACUUGGUCCUAUUUGUUUGUUUUUACAUUAUCUGCCAAUGUAUUUAUUUGACACUGUCAUCAUCCUUUCAUUUCAUAAGGGACAUAAGAUGUGGCUGGAGAUAAGACCAGACUGAACUUGUGGUAAAACACUCACACAUUCAUGCUUCUGGGAUACUGUCUGUAACGGGAUGGUUGGAGAAAAAUAAAUAACUUUUACAAUAGUGUGAAUGUUGUUCUUCAUGAAUCAAAAAUGG
Molecule: messenger RNA, 3780 nt
Organism: Pungitius pungitius (ninespine stickleback)
Lineage: Eukaryota; Metazoa; Chordata; Actinopteri; Perciformes; Gasterosteidae
Gene: bicd2b
Product: bicaudal D homolog 2 (Drosophila)
Exons: 8
Coding region: 78-2504 (808 amino acids)
Molecular function (GO): dynein complex binding; cytoskeletal adaptor activity
Source: RefSeq, a predicted model, not a curated record